AUGCAUAAAAUGAAGUGCACUGGAAACAAUCCUCCACCAAUUUUGCAUCAAUGGUAUCAGCCAAGUGAAAUCCUUAUUGGUGGGAUUGUCUCUCAUAUCGGUUCCGUUUCCCAAAUGGUUCCAUUUGAGCAGCACUCCUUGCAGGAUUAUAGAAGCUAUCCAAUCCUGGUAACAAAGUUCUACCAGCACAUCCUGGCCUUGGUGUUUGCCAUCAAUGAGAUCAACAAGAACCCCAGCAUCUUGCCCAACGUCACUCUUGGGUUCCACAUCCAGGAUCCCUCCAUAGAUCCAAGAUGGACUUACAGGACCACCUUGGGCCUGCUCUUCACAUCAUCUGAACUAGUCCCAAACUACAAAUGCGGCAUCCAGAAAAAAAUGAUGGGUGUUAUUGGGGGACUUAGUGCUGAAACCUCAUCACACAUGGCAAAUAUCUUAAGUCUUUACAAGAUCGCACAGUUUUCGUACGGCUCGUUUGAAUCAGAAGCAGAUGACUCCACCAGUUCCCCUUCCUUUUACCGCAUGGUCCCCAUGGAAGCCCUUCAGUAUGUGGGAAUUGUCCAGCUACUUUUGCAUUUCAGGUGGAAAUGGAUUGGGCUGAUCACUAUGGAUGAUGAAAGCGGAGAUCGUUUCUUGCAGAUUUUGGAGCCAAUGUUUUCCAAAAAUGGAAUCUGCGCUGCCUUCACAGUAAAGGUUACAAGAGAAGUCCCGUGGGAUAACUUGCAUGUCAUUACUGAAUACCUUGCUAGUAGUCAUACAGACUUCCUAGACUCCAAAGCCAAUGCAAUUGUUGUAUACGGAGAAAUCGGGACACUUAUAUGGCUGGCAACCAUUAUAUAUAUCCCCACAUUUAUGAAAAUUAUAAUGGAGUCUGAAUCUGUGGUGAGGAAUUCUACAGGAAAGGUGUGGAUUACAACAGCCCAGAUUGAUUUUGCAUUCACGGUUUUUCAAAAAAUGUUUAAUAUACAAAUAUUCCAUGGGGCUCUUUCCUUCACAAUUCGUUCAAAGGAGAUCCCAGGUUUCCAUACAUUCCUUCAGGCUCUAAAACCCUCCCAGGCAAAGCAGGAUGGCUUUAUCAAAAACUUCUGGGAACAAGCGUUCAGCUGUGAAUUUCCUGAUUCCAUUAACACAACCACUUCUAAUGAAAUGUGUACCGGAGAGGAGAGAUUGGAGAGUAUCCCUGCACCUUUUUUUGAAAUGGGCAUGACUGGCCACAGCUACAGCAUCUAUAAUGCUGUCUAUGCCAUUGCACAUGCCCUACAUGUCAUGGACUCGUCUAGAACCAAACACAGAGCAAGGGGAAAUGGGGGCUGCCUAGAUCCUCAGCAUGUGAUGCCUUGGAAGCUCCACACACUUCUUCAGAGAAUUGCUUUCAACAACAGUGCUGGAGAUGAAAUUACCUUGAAUGAACAUGGAGAAUUAGAAGGUGGAUUUGACAUUACAAACUUGGUCACUUUUCCAAAUAACUCUUAUGUCAGAGUCAAGGUUGGAAGCCUAGAUCCUCAGGUUCCUCUCAGUAAAAGAGUUCUCAUCAAUGAGGACAGAAUUGAGUGGCACCCUUGCCUCACAGAGGUGCCUCCUUUCUCUGUGUGUAAUGACAACUGCAUGCCUGGUUACAACAGGAAAAAGAAGGAAGGGGAGAAAUUCUGCUGCUACGAUUGUGAUCCUUGCCCAGAAGGGAAAAUGUCAGACAAAGAAGACAUGGAUUAUUGCAUCACUUGCUCAGAAGGUCAUUAUGCAAAGCAGGGACAAGAUCAAUGCACUCCCAAGAUUCCAAACUUCCUUUCAUUUAUAGAACCUUUGGGCAUUAUUUUAGCCUUUUUGGCUGUCUUCUUUUCUCAGAUCACAGCUCUGGUGCUUGCAAUCUUCCUAAAAUACCAGGACACUCCCAUAGUCAAAGCCAACAACCGGAGCCUCACCUACGUUCUGCUCGUCUCUCUUUUUCUUUGCUUCUUCUGCUCCUUGCUCUUCAUCGGACAGCCUAACAAGGUGACCUGCCUCCUCCGACAAAUGACUUUUGGCAUCAUCUUCUCAGGGGCUGUUUCUUCUGUUUUGGCAAAAACUGUUACUGUCGUUGUGGCAUUUAUGGCCUCCAAGCCAGGAAACAUUUUUCGAAAAUGGGUGGGGAAGAAAACAGCGCAUUACCUUGUUAUUUCUGGCUCCUUUGUUCAAAUUGGCAUUUGUGCUGUUUGGUUGGGUUCUUCUCCUCCAUUCCCAGAUGUGGACAUGCAUUCCCUGAGUCGAGAAAUCAUAGUGCAAUGCAAUGAAGGGUCAGUCGCCAUGUUUUACUGUGUCUUGGGCUACAUGGGCUUUCUUGCCACUAUUUGCUUCCUUGUGGCUUUCCUAGCUAGAAACCUACCUGACAGUUUCAACGAAGCCAAGUUCAUCACCUUCAGCAUGUUGGUAUUUUGCAGUGUUUGGCUGUCCUUUGUCCCCACCUACCUGAGCACUAAAGGAAAAAACAUGGUGGCCGUAGAGAUCUUCUCCAUCUUGCUUUCUAGUGCUGGCUUGCUUGGCUGCAUCUUUUUGCCCAAAUGCUAUGUCAUUAUACUGAGGCCUGAAUUGAACAGAAGAGAGCAGCUGAUUAGGAAAAAGCAUUGA
This is a messenger RNA of Eublepharis macularius, 2598 nucleotides long. Its product is annotated as vomeronasal type-2 receptor 26-like. Gene Ontology annotation, molecular function: G protein-coupled receptor activity. Bases 1 to 2598 code for a protein of 865 amino acids. NCBI's taxonomy places the organism in Eukaryota, Metazoa, Chordata, Lepidosauria, Squamata, Eublepharidae. The record is from RefSeq and is a predicted model, not a curated record. The transcript is spliced from 6 exons. Gene Ontology annotation, cellular component: membrane. Gene Ontology annotation, biological process: G protein-coupled receptor signaling pathway.